This is a messenger RNA of Teleopsis dalmanni, 465 nucleotides long. Its product is annotated as putative nuclease HARBI1. Bases 1 to 465 code for a protein of 154 amino acids. The record is from RefSeq and is a predicted model, not a curated record. Lineage: Eukaryota; Metazoa; Arthropoda; Insecta; Diptera; Diopsidae. The transcript has 2 exons.
AUGUCAAAUCUCAAAGCGCAUUUGGAAACUGAAUAUCAAAACGGAAUGCAGAAUACUUGGUUGCUAGGAGACUCAGGGUAUCCCUUGAAACCAUAUCUUUUGACACCAUACCGGAACCCUGCAGAUAGCUCUGCAGAACAACAAUUUAAUAAGAAGCAUGUCCUAGGAAGAGAGAUCAUAGAACGAUGUAUUGGCACUUUUAAAAAUCGUUUCAGAUGCUUAAUUGGAGCUAGAUGUCUGCAUUAUACACCAGAAAAAGCAACAAAAAUAAUACAUGUGUGUGCAGCAUUACACAACAUUUGCAUUAAAUACGAUUUGUCCGAGCCUACACCACCAGAUGUAUAUCAAGAUAACGAUGAUAAUGAGCCGGAAGAUGAUCUAUUGGAAAUUUCGAAUGACGACUCGCCAUUGGGCGCAAAUCCGCAUUUGUUAAGGGACAAAAUUGCACGUUCAAUUAUGCAUUAA